GUAAGUAAUGCCCAUUUCGCGCGGGAGCUUGGCUUAUGAUUCUGCAGUUGUCGCCAUUAAUGCUAACCAGCAAGAUGUCGACACUACUGGACCUCCCAAAGCCUCGAAUUAACUGCUCUAUGUUGUCCAACUAUAUCAACAAACCGGUGUGCGUUGCCGGGCGUGUUGAAAAGGUGCACCAAAGUGGAAAAAGCUUCACUCUUGCUGACGGAGAAGGACAAACUACUACAGUUGAGCUAAAUGACCCCCUUGAAGAAGAGCUGUGUGGAAUUGUGGAGGUUCUUGGAAUGGUGUCCAACAAGGGAGCUGUGAUGGCCACCACCUUCAACAUGCUGCGAGAUGAAAAGGGGCUUAUUCCUUUUGACUUGGAAGUGUACAAUGAAGCUGUGAAGAUGAUCCAUGACUUCCCUCAGUUUUAUCCUUUUCAAGUGGCUACAAACGGAUAAGACUUCAUUCUUUGCCCUAGAAAAAUUAAAAUGCAGCAAAUUUGUUUAAUACUGUAGAUGUUCAUAGUUUAUAAUAAUCCUGCAGAAAUGUUAUUGACCGGUGUAAUUAUUUUUGAUAUCAAAGUUUCCCUUACAUGUAAUUGAUCAUGGGGCACCGCCAUGGCAAAAAUAAAAGCGGCCACACCUUAAAAGUAUGUUGUG
This is a messenger RNA of Entelurus aequoreus (snake pipefish), 647 nucleotides long. Its product is annotated as replication protein A 14 kDa subunit-like. NCBI's taxonomy places the organism in Eukaryota, Metazoa, Chordata, Actinopteri, Syngnathiformes, Syngnathidae. The coding region runs from base 36 to 446 and encodes 136 amino acids. The record is from RefSeq and is a predicted model, not a curated record. Gene Ontology annotation, biological process: mismatch repair; base-excision repair; nucleotide-excision repair. Gene Ontology annotation, molecular function: damaged DNA binding; single-stranded DNA binding. The transcript has 4 exons. Gene Ontology annotation, cellular component: nucleus; DNA replication factor A complex; site of double-strand break.